AAAUAGGUAUAUUGAUAUGGUUAAUGAUAUAUACGAUAGUGUAAUGACUCUAGUGAGAACAACUGCAACUCAAUCACUGGAUGCCUACUUUAAGGUCUUGGGUUGAAUUUUUCGCAUCUUUUUACUGUGAUUAUGGAUGAAUGAAGUGGACACAUUGUAGUAUAGGUUGAUGAAACAAAAGUAGAAAUUAGCAAACUAGAAGAAUGGAUAGAGAUAUUAACGAGUGAACACUUGGUAUUGGGGGGUGGUGGAAAUUAGAAACAAUGUUAAUCAUAGAAUUAAAGCAGGAUAGACUAAGUGGAGAAAUACGUCUGGUGUAUUUUGUGAUCAAAGUAUACCUUUUAAGUUUACAAUAGUAAAAACAGAUAUGAUAGUUUACCGUUAAACACAAAAUAUGAUUCUUAAUAGAGCAUAGUGGAUAUAAGGCUUGUAUGGACGAGUCUGAGAUAGGGUUGCCUUUUGUGUAUGAAGAGGUUCUUCACAUCCCUACUGAGCUAACGGAUGAGCUACUUGUUGCCUCAUUGUUGGAUUAUGAUAACUCAUAUGAUGGGGGGAGUUGGCCAAGGUGGACGUGGCUUAGCGUCGGUUGUCGCGUGUUGUGGCUAGACUUGACAAGGGGUGUUGGCCAUAAUGGCCGGGCUUCUUUGUUUCGAGCCAACGCUAAGAAGGUUAAGCCAGCUAUGAGAAAUAGAAGUUUGAGAUUCUUCAUCAGGAAGGUUAUACCUUUUUUCUUAGAUGCCUGCCUCAAACAAAAAAAAAUGAGAAAAAAAGGUGAAUUCCUUCCCAACUACGAAAGGCAAUACAUUGUCAAGGAGAAGUUCUCCUUACAACUUAAUAUGCCUGUACUGGCCAAUGCUGGAUUUGAGAAGUGUGAGAUGUUUGUUGUGAAAAGUGAUUACCAGGGAUUCCUGUUAUAA
Molecule: messenger RNA, 917 nt
Organism: Ilex paraguariensis (yerba mate)
Lineage: Eukaryota; Viridiplantae; Streptophyta; Magnoliopsida; Aquifoliales; Aquifoliaceae
Source: the annotation of a GenBank genome assembly